Messenger RNA from Laccaria bicolor S238N-H82, 2757 nucleotides. RefSeq lists its product as uncharacterized. NCBI's taxonomy places the organism in Eukaryota, Fungi, Basidiomycota, Agaricomycetes, Agaricales, Hydnangiaceae. The record is from RefSeq and is a predicted model, not a curated record. The transcript has 11 exons. Bases 1 to 2757 code for a protein of 918 amino acids. Gene Ontology annotation, biological process: primary miRNA processing; mRNA processing. Gene Ontology annotation, cellular component: nuclear body.
AUGUCCUGGUCUUCGUCGUAUCCUCCUCCACCGCGCCAUUCUCGCUCUCGUUCUCCUCCACGCGGUUCUUAUCCACCUAGACCUCCUCACCCUGACUCGGCAUACCCAGAAACAUAUAGGCCAGACUGGGAUGCCUAUGACAGGGAUCGAGCUUGGGCUAAUCACGAACGAGACCGCAUGGCUUAUGACUAUUCCCGCCGGGGAAGGAGUCGUAGCCCUCAACCUGACGAAGCUGGCAGGAAGCGACGGAGAUCAAUGUCUCCUUACGAGAGGGACAGAUAUGAACCAAGACCGCGCUACAACGAUGACUACGAUGCCCAUUCUCGCGGGUACGGCUACUCGUCACCGCGCCGUGGACAUGGUUCUUCGUUUCCUCCAAACCGACGCGCUCCGCCAGACCCACACACCUUUGACUAUCCCGCUUCGCUGAAGCAAUACGCGGAGUGGUUUCGGUACUAUUUUCCUCAACAAGCAAUCGACGAGGACAAUGCCGACAAGGCCGCUGAACACGAAGCUGGUGAUGGCUCAAAACCCCGUAACGGUAUCAAAAGUAAAUGGGAAAAGUAUAAGAAGGAUUUUGCUGCAACUCAGCUUCAAACAAUGUUUGAACAUCAUAGGAAGUCACCUUGGUUUGCCGAAAAAUAUGACCCAGCUCCGGAAUUCCAGAAUUUGCGGAUGAGGGUGAGAAAAGAGGGUUGGAAGGGGCGGCUUAACACUUUUCUUGAUGAUCUUGAAUCGGGCAAGUUUGACCCAGAUUUGAACGAGCCUGAUGGGGAACCCUCAUCUCCUGUUAAGGAGAACCCUGCCAAUGACGACACAAAGGCUGAGUCGAAUGGAACCGCUGUACCCACCGCUACUGAUAACACCAAGCCCACGGCUGGCGAAGAUGACAUGCAAUUCAACGUUGAUGCAGAUGAAGAGGCGGCUGAUGGAGAUGCCCCGCGCGUGGAUGCGAACGGAAAGGCCUCCUCGGAUAAUAGACGUCAAGUUCGCGGUGAAGAAAUUUCCGUGCCGCCCGAGGGGAACCAAGUUAUGAUUAGGACAAUCCCUCCCGAUAUCGGACGCGUCAAACUGGAGGAGGCUUGCUCAAAAAUCCCUGGUUUUAUUUAUAUUGCACUGGGUGAUCCUUUGCAAAAGCGCAAUUACUAUCGUGCAGGUUGGCUUCGUUUCACAGACGAUGCGGAUAUGCCCACUGUCAUGUUGGAGUUGACGGAAAAAAAGAUUGAAGGGUUCAAGUUGCAUGUGACUCACAAUCUUCGGCCUUUUGUCAACAAAAUUCGCUAUGCACCCGAAGUGGCCAGUCGACCUGAGCGGAUAGAGAAAGAUCUUGCGAACGCAAAAGCUCUUGCGGCUAUCUUGGAGGCGGAGGCCGAAAAGUUACGCGUUUCCAAACCUCAACCAGUUGCACCCAAGACCGAAGAGGGUUCGGCCCCUACUAAUUCUGACACCGAUACUGUCAUGGCAGCCCCGGAGGUUCCGGAUGAGGAGGAACCUGAACCAAAAGAGAGAGGAAGCGAUGCAGUAGAGCGCAGGAUCGAGAAAGUUAUGGCUGACAUGCGUAGCCAAGGUUUGGUCAACAUGGAUGAUGAAAAAACUCAUGAAGCAAAGAAGGCUGUAGUCUCGCUGGAUAUGUAUCUUGCCUAUCUUCGGGCUGCUUUCCACACAUGCUACUAUUGCUCUGUUGUUACCGACCAUCUUGAGGAAUUGCAACGUAAGUGUCUGAAACAUGCGAGAAAACCAUUGUCCAAGGCACAGCUUGAGGGAAUGAAGGCGGAGAUUGCGGAGAAUGUUGAGAAGGAGAAGAAGUCCAAGGAUGAAGAUGCUGACAAGGAGAAGGAGGUGAAAAAAGAAAGUACCGCCAAGGUCUCCUCUGACAACAAGGAUUGGAAGCGCAAUGAUGAGCGCUGGAUUGACUGGCUUGACUCAAAGCUCGCCUUGCUUCUCAAUCGAGAUGGUGUUGAACCGCAUCAAUAUGGUGGCAAAAGCUACGAGGAGGAGUUGACCAAGGCAGUUGAACCGUACAUCAAACAAGAGGACGAGGGCAAAUUCAGAUGCAAGACUUGUCAAAAGCUGUUCAAAGCUACAUCUUUUGUUGAGAAACAUAUUGCCAAUAAACAUCCAGAAUUGGUGAAACAACUUGAUGAGCUUCCAUACUUCAAUAAUUUCGCUCUUGAUCCACAUCGUAUUCAGCCCUUUGCACAUCCGCCAGCUGCCGUUGGAAACAGCAGCCAAGCGCCGCCACCCCAAGCCUACGGCAUCCAAGGGCCAGCUCCAUUCUAUGGAGGUGAAUUUGGUCGAGGGGCUCCCUUUUACCCUAAUGGACCGUUCCCUCCAGGCGCCUAUCCUCCUCCUCCGUAUCACAAUGGUUACUGGGAACCCCCUCCGUUCCCAGGUGCCAUGUAUCCUGGUGUCGGCGCUUAUCCCGUGCCAAUGCCGUCUUCGAGACGCGAUGACUUAAUAACGGCUCGACGGUUAAGCGACCGUAUCAGCGGAUUUGCAACUGAAAGCUCGGUUAUUCCUGCCGGCGCAGGCCUUCCUCCGAAGCCCACUUUAGCUGCUAUGGACACAGCGCUUGUGAGUGGAAGCGGAACUGGAAACGGUCGGAGGAAUAGGGGAAAUACAGGUGGUUCGGCCAGCGGACCACCUCCGCCCCCACCACCCGAUGCCAAGGAAGAUCCUCGUGCCGCGGCAGGUAAGAGAGUGAGCUAUCAUGACAUGGACUUGGUUGCAGAGGGCGAUAUCGAGUUAUGUUACUGA